This is a messenger RNA of Camellia sinensis, 1011 nucleotides long. Lineage: Eukaryota; Viridiplantae; Streptophyta; Magnoliopsida; Ericales; Theaceae. The record is from RefSeq and is a predicted model, not a curated record.
GGAUGAUGGUCUGUGCAAUAUAAUAAAAUAAACAUAGAUAUAUAUAUAUAUAGAGAUAUAUUAAAAUAUGAGAAAGUGGAGUGGGGUUGAAUAAAAAAAUUGUGGCAUUAGAAAGUGCUGUCUGUCAAUCCCGUGGGUGUGUGUGUGAGUGUGGGAGAGAUGAUUAUGUUGGAAAAAAGAAGAGAGAGACUUGGGACUCUAUGGGUUGCUGAUGUGGGUGCUAAGAAGUGGAAGAGAAAAGGGGCUUGGAGAGGUGCUUAUUUUCCCAAAUUCAAUGUUACUGUGGCUUAUCAUCGCUCUGUGUUGCUUGCCAAAUACGAGUGGCAGCCAAAGCAGUCAGCAUUCUCUAAUCAAGAUGGAUUGAAGGGAAUAUAUCGAGUAGAUGUUGAUAUUCCGUCAGAUGACUGGGCUUCCAUCACUGGCUUCUAUGAUGUCCUUGUAUUCAAUACCGGCCACUGGUGGGGUUACGACAAGUUCCCAAAAGAGACGCCUCUUGUUUUCUAUAUGGCUGGGAGACCCAUAGUUCCACCCCUGCAGAUGUUGGAUGGAUUUAAAGUUGUCCUUGAGAAUAUGGUUUCUUACAUAGAAAAAGAAUUCCCACGAAAGACACUCAAGUUCUGGCGCUUGCAAUCUCCAAGACAUUUUUAUGGUGGUGAUUGGAAUCAAAAUGGUAGUUGCUUGUUCAAUGAGCCCCUUGAGGAACAGCAGCUUGAUUUGUGGUUUGAUCCCAGCAACAAUGGAGUGAACAAAGAAGCAAGACGACUGAAUCAUAUAAUUGAAGAGGCAUUACGAGGAACUGAUAUUCAAUUACUUGAUCUGACUCAUUUGAGUGAGUUCAGAGCAGAUGCCCAUCCGGCAGUUUGGCUGGGAAAGAAGGAUGCAGUGGCAGUCUGGGGUCAGGACUGCAUGCACUGGUGUCUACCAGGUGUCCCUGACACAUGGGUUGAUAUCCUGUCACAACUGGUGAAGGAGAGAUUAUGGACAUGAUGGAAGUUGCAGAUCCCGAUGCUG